GUCUUACCCGCCAAAACCGCCGAAAGCCAUCCCCCGCCUCCUCCUCACGCCACCCCCUCUCGCCAUCGCCGCUAUAAAGCUCCUCUCCUCCCAUGGCGGCGUCUCCUACUUCGAUCUACACGCUGCUUUCAACUCUCUGAGAGCUAGCUAGCAUGUCUUGCUUUGGCAUGGCGAGCGGGAGCAGCGCCGGGUGGCCGCUGUCGCCGUCGCCGUCGUCGACGAGGGGGAGGAGGAGGGUGAGUGUGAAGCCGUGGCGGUUGUGGUGGCGGAGGUGCGCUGGAGUUGCGGCGGUGAUCCAGUCCAAGAUCCAUCGCCGCGCCGUGCGGUGGCCGGGCGGGCAUGGUGGUGGGCGCCGGCGCCGCGAGGCCGCCACGGCGUCGACGCGGGAGCGGGAGGGGUGGUGCCAUCACCGGAGCUUCGCGCCGGUCUACGUCGACGAGCUCUACAGCCAUCCCAAGACCCACCACGUCGCCGUCCACGAGGCGCAGGCGCAGCAGCCGAACACCACCGCUGCCAAGACCAACGCCGGCGCCGCCAGCGGCAAGGCGCGCGCCGUCGCCGCCGCCGCCGCCAACAACAACAACAACGCUGUAGCCGCGACCAACGCUAGCGCCAUGUUCGCCGCCAAGAACGCUGCCGCUGAUGCUGCGACCAACGCCGCUGCCGGGGCCAGAGGCAAGGGGCGGGUGGGCGGCGGCAAGAAAGCUGCUGCCGCUGGCGCGGCGACCAACGGCGGCGGCGCCAAGGCGGCGCGCGGCGGCGUGAGGAGCUUGCUGAUGAGCCCGCUGAGAGGAGGAGGAGCGUGUGGGAUGGGGGAGGUGGAUGUGAGGGCGGAGGUGUUCAUCAGAAAGUUCAGGGAGGAGAUGAGGCUGCAGAACCAGAAAUCCGCCGAGGAAUUCCAAGCCAUGCUCGCGAGAGGCCUAUGACACAUCAUCAUCUUAGUUUAUUAUUAGUCAUUUGUAUAAUAAUCAUAAUCUAAGCAUGAUUAUUAAGAGUUAUUGAUAGGUAGCUAUGGUUUGGAGUUUGGAAGAUUUUUAGGGGCUUAGGUAGGAGGAGAUUAUGUCGUGUUCUUAAGAUUGCUAUAGUUUGAAUUUGGAGUCUUUUCGUGUAAAUAUUAGUUUUAUGUAGGAUUGUUGCAUUCAUUGGUUGCAUGGAUGUAUAUUGCUGGGUGUUUAUCACAAUUCACAAGGAAAAAAAGAAACAGGGAUUUCCGGCUUGUUUA
Oryza sativa Japonica Group (Japanese rice) is the source of this 1222-nucleotide messenger RNA. The record is from RefSeq and is a predicted model, not a curated record. NCBI's taxonomy places the organism in Eukaryota, Viridiplantae, Streptophyta, Magnoliopsida, Poales, Poaceae.